Molecule: messenger RNA, 3613 nt
Organism: Panicum virgatum (switchgrass)
Lineage: Eukaryota; Viridiplantae; Streptophyta; Magnoliopsida; Poales; Poaceae
Product: disease resistance protein PIK6-NP-like
Exons: 3
Coding region: 1-2307 (768 amino acids)
Biological process (GO): defense response to other organism
Source: RefSeq, a predicted model, not a curated record
AUGUCUAGCCUAGCUCCAACACAGCGCGCGUGGAUGAAGCAGGUCCGGGAGAUCGCCUACGUCGCCCACGACUGCAUCGAGCUCUACAACAUGUACUGCACCACCCCGCCCCGCGACGGCUUCUGGGCCCUCGCCACCUUCGUACCCAACUACGUGCACGCCUACCUGCAGCGCCGCCGCUUCUCCAUCAAGAUCCAGGAGCUCAGGGACCGGGCCAAGGACGUCGGCGAGCGCCGGGAGCGCUACGGGGUCACCGUACCGUCCGCGGGGGCGGAGCGCGAGAGGUGGCGCGGCGGCGGCGGCGACGGCGAGGAGAGAGAACAGUUCCUCAGCGCGUUGCUGCAGCCCACCGGCGAGGAGGGCCCCUCCUCCUCUUUGCCUUUCGUCUCCGCUCUACGGAGAUGGGUGUCUCCUCCUGAUGCGCCAUUCGACAAGGCCAUCAGCUUGCUCCCGAUUGACCUUGCGACUGACGCUCGCAAGAUACACAGAGGUCUCGGUCUCCUCAAGCCCAAGGCGGCCGCGGCCGCCGGCACUGACGCGGACACCGCCGCCGACGUCUGCAUGGGGAUGGUUCUCCGUGCUCUCCAUGCUUUCCGGCAAGGCCCUGCCGGAGACAUGCGAGAGCUGCAGAAGCUCGCGGCGGCCGCGGAGGACGACGCAGCCGCGGACCUCCCCAAGCGAGCGCUGACCUUCUGCUACAGCGAGCUGUCCACGGAGGAGAAGGGUUGCCUGCAGUACCUGGCCGCUUUCAACCGCGAGAAGAGCAUCAGCAGGACAAGCUUGGUCCGGCGGUGCGCCGCCGAGCGCCUCGUGAGCGACGACAAGGAGAAGGAACAGACCGUGGAGCAGCGAGCCGAGCGCUGCUUCGACGAGCUCCUCUUCCGGGGCUUCGUCUCCUCCGGCGCCGUCAUCGGCGCCGCCGGCAAGGUGAAGAGCUGCCGUAUCAGCAACGUGUUGGUCAAGAAAUUCAUCGAGGACAUGUGCAAGCAGGAGAACUCCCAGGGGCACGGCUUGCCGACGCACCUUCAGAUCCAGAUCAAGAUCCGCGACGCGACGUUGCCGGCGGCCCACCUCCCUUCGUCAUCCAUCAUGCCGCUGCCGCGACACAAGGAUGACGCCAUCGACAAGAUGCUGCGAGAGCUGAAGCAACUCCCGAACACCUACCGGCUCAACGUGAUUGAUCUCGGAGGCUGCGUGGCGAUACUGAACCGGAGCCACCUGAGGAGAAUCUGCAAGCAGGCGCCGACGAUCAAGUACCUGAGCCUCCGGAACACGGACGUUGAUCACCUGCCCCAUCAGCUCCAGGGGCUCCGGCUGCUGGAGACGCUGGACAUCCGGCAGACCAACAUCCACGGCUCCCACACGAGGAACGUCUUUCCGAGCAGCCUCAAGCAUCUUCUUGCCGGGAACGUCGACUCCGAUGUCACCGUGAUGAUGCCUGCCAAUGCCAGGGAAAUGGCCAACCUGGAGAUACUCUCCCAAGUCCGAAUUUGUUGGCGCAGAGAUCUGAGGAAAAUCGAGUACCAUCCAAAGCUGCGGAAGCUUGGCGUUGUGCUGGUCCCAGGGGACGAGCACGCCGUCAAGGAUUUGCUCCUGGUGAUCUGCAGGCUGAGCGGAUGCCUGCACUCCCUGUCAGUGAGGGUGGCAACUCCCCCCAUCAAUGGCAGGCCAACCCUGGAGGCCACCGACGGCACCUUGUCCCCGCUCCCCUCGAACCUGGUGAGCCUGAGGAUAGACGGCAUGCGGAGCUCCGGGAUGCCCAGCUGGGUGGAGAGGCUCAAGAAGCUGAACAAGAUCACGCUGUGCAACACCCUGCUGACGGAUGAGAAGCUGGACGCCCUCGCCGGCCUCCCGGCCCUGGUCUACCUCAGGCUCCGCCGCAGGUCGUACAGCGGCGGCGAGCUCGCCUUGAGGAAGAGGCCAGGCGGCGGCGGGUUCCCGGCCCUCAAGUUCCUCCGGAUCGAGGGCGUCACCGUCAUCACCGAGCUCACCUUCGAGGAGGACGCCGCGCCGGCGCUCGAGACGAUCGCCUGGUCCUCGGCGGAGCCCGCCACUAGCUACGACGCCGUCGUGGCCGUCCCGGUUACCCUGACUAGGGUUGAAAACCUUCCCAAGCUGAAGGUGGGGGAGCUCACAGGCCUACGCGAGCAUAGCUGGCCAACUGGGCCGAGCCCGUUGGGCCGGCACGGGCCCGGCCCAAGAAAACAUGGCACUAACCCGGUCCGGCCCGGGAGCAUGCGGGCUAGUGCCGGGCCCGUGCCAGGCGUCGGGCCGUGCCUGGGCCGCGAUCACGGCCCGCGGCACUAGCACGGGCCCGGCCCGACAGAGGCGGCGGCACGGGGAGGCACGGCCUCGGCCCGUGAGGCACGGAGGCGGCCCGAUGGGGCACGGCCGCAGCCUCCCCCCUCCUCGGUGACCGUUGGAUCGGCCCAUUGGGGUGGCGAUCUGCCCAUUGGGGGCUGGGCUAUAUAAGCCCCGGCGCCGGCCGCCCUCCAUCCCAACCCUAACCCUGAUUCAUUUGCUCCCCCCGGCAGCCGCUCGCCUCACCUCUCUUCUCCAGACUCUCCUCUCGUCUCUGAUCUCUCACCCUCUCGCCUCACGGCCUCUCCCCUCGUCUUCCCGAGCUCCGGUGAGAGGCCGGGGCCUGGUGCCGGCACUAGCAGACGGCACGGCCUUGGAGACCCAUCAUCUCGAUCUCGCACAGACCAUGUAGCGUCCUCAUCUUCUUGUCGUCCUCCUCGUCAUCUCCAUCGCCAUCGCCGCCACCGGACUCUGGUACUCCGGAUCCGGAUCUAGCAUGUAGAAGGGAUCCGUUGAGGAACCAGGGCCGGAGGCGGAGGGCUGGAUCCGUGCUUCAUCCACGGCGCCGGUGCACCUAGUGCUCCAGCUACAAAGCUGUUGAGGAACCAAGUCACUGACGCUUGAGCAUGGCCGGAUCUGACGAAGAGACGGUGGAGGUGGGCAUGAACGAGGAGCGGCGGUUGUGCGGCUUGGCCGGAGAUGACGACGAGGACAACAUGGAAGAGGACCGCGCGGCCCUAUUCGGUGCAACCGCUGAUGAUGCUAUUCCCGUCGACGGCGACGGUGAACACGUUGAGGAACUACCUGCACCUGACGGUAACUCCGCCAAACGCCCACGCCCCUCUACCUCUCCUGUCUGGGCUGACUAUGAGAAACUAUUCAAGGAAAUCAAAGGUAAGACGGUCAGGUAUGGAGCUCGAUGCCUUCACUGCUCUAAGGUCUACUCUGCUUUCUCUAGUGGUGGCACUGGUCACUUAUCCCGGCAUAUUUUAGUUUGCGUUAAGAAGCGUUCCUGUGUCUACCAUAUCUUCAGAAUCCACUUUUAGUAUGACUGGCAGGAUUAUCGAGGAGCGGCGAAGGAGUUUGAAGCCUGAAAUGGUGGAGAUGCUGACCUGCAUCAAAACUGGGAGGCUGCAGAAGCAAGACUACAACAGAAUGUGGAGGGCAAGGAGCUUGAGGAAGCUUUUGAAGAACUUUAUCUUGAUUCAUGAUCAUUUAUGUAAUGGCCUGUAAUAUUUAGGACUUGGACUCUAGAACUUUAAGUUUGAACUGUGAUGUAAUGAACUAUUUAAUUGGAGCUUGGUUGUACUCU